Tinamus guttatus (white-throated tinamou) is the source of this 772-nucleotide messenger RNA. RefSeq names its product tetraspanin 1 (gene TSPAN1). Lineage: Eukaryota; Metazoa; Chordata; Aves; Tinamiformes; Tinamidae. Gene Ontology annotation, cellular component: plasma membrane. The record is from RefSeq and is a predicted model, not a curated record.
GCGGCUGCCACGUAGGGACUCACCUGCUUAAAGGCGGGCAGGUGGCGCAGGUGCAAAGAUGGGGUUCUUCACGUUCAUCAAGGUCAUGAUGAUCCUCUUCAACCUGACCAUCUUUCUCGGUGGUGCGGUUCUGCUAGGAGUUGGAAUCUGGGUCGUAGUGGAUGAAGAUUCCUUCUUAAAAAUAUUUGGGGCGAUUUCCACGAGCCUCCUGCAGGUUGUGAAUGUGAGCUACUUCCUCAUUGUCAUCGGUGCCAUCCUGCUGAUCAUUGGCUUCCUGGGGUGCUGUGGAGCCCAGAAGGAGAGCAAGUGUCUCCUGAUGUUGUUCUUCACAGUGGUGCUGAUCAUCUUCAUUGCUGAAGUCGCCGCUGCCGUGGUAGCUCUUGUCUACACCGGUCUCGCAGAAACGCUGCUGACAGCUACAGUGGCUCCUCUGUUGAAGGACAAGUUUGGGAAGGACGAAAGCCUUACGCAGAUCUGGAACGUCACCAUGAAUGAGCUCCAUUGCUGCGGCUUAAAUAACUACACAGACCUCACCGAGUCCCCUUGGCUUCAGAAGUACAAAUCUUACCCUGCGCCCUGUUGCUCUGGAAAGCAACCAUGCAAUGAGACCCUUGCUGAGGAAAGCGACGUCCCGGGCUGUUUUCAACAGCUCCUGACCGAGAUCAGGAAGAACGCAGGCGUGGUGGGUGGUGUGGCAGCCGGCAUCGCGGUCUUGGAGCUCGCCUCGAUGUCAGUUGCCAUGUACCUGUACUGCCGCCUGGAUGAGAAGUGA